UCGGGGAUUUUCACCCCAAAUUUCCCCCUGCAGAGCCGCUGGUGCAGCAGGGCCUGGUGGCGUUCCCAGAAUGACCCAAAAUCCCCACAUUUCACCCCAAAUUCCCCAGAAAUGACCCAAAAUCCCCGGAUUUCACCCCAAAUCUCUGGAAUUUACCCAAAAUCCCCGGAUUUCACCCCAAUCUCCCCGCAGAGCCACUCGUGCAGCAGGGCCUGGUGGCGCGGGCGGCGGCGCUGCUGCGCUCCGAGCACGACGGGGCCCACGAGCACGGCCUGGGGACCCUCUGCAGGAGGAGCUGGAAUUCUGCGAGCGGCUGCUGCAGCUCUGCUUCGAGACCCCCCCCGAAGAAUCCACCAUGGACCGAUGACCCCAAAACCCCCCAAAAUUCCCCCAAAAAUCCCCUCCUGGCACCCCAAAAAAUCCCAAAAACCCCCAGGCACUGCGAGCCCCCCGAGCCGGGGGGGAAUAAACGCUCCGGGCCCGACCCUGGCUGAGUUUUGGGGCUAAAAAGGGGCUGGGGCCGCAAUCGGCGCCGUCAUUAAGGAAAAAAUGGGGGAAAAAAUCGAAAUUUCCGCAAAUUCAGCACCGGGAGCGCGGACAGCGCGGGGCGGGGCUAUGCUAAUGAGGAGGCGUGGUUAUUCUAAUACAAAUUGUGGGUGUGGCUAUGCUUAUUUGUGGAUGUGGUUAUGCUAAUGAGAUGUGCGCGUGGUUUUUGUCGGUAUCUCCCUGGCAACCGCGUCCGGGUGGGCGUGGCUUCCCCACCUCUCUCACUUCUCAUUGGCCCGCCGCCGUUUCCCGCCGCCGUUCUCGCUGCUGAUUGGUCAGCGGCGUUGCCGGGGCUCCGUGAGGGCUCCGUGAGGGAUCCGUGAGGGCUCGGCCAUGGCGGCGGCGCUGGAGGAGGCCGUGGGCACCGUGUGCUGGUGGGGGCUGUCCCCGGCCAUCGAUCUCCGCCUGCACCUGCCGCCGGGAGCGGAGGCCUCGGUGCUGCUGGUGGGGGCGGCCGAGGGCCGGCACCUGCUGAUGACGGCGGCCCGGGCCCGCCGGGGGCCCCCCCGCGACAUCACGCUCUUCGUGGCCGAGCAGAGCCCCGAGCCCGUGGCUCGCCAGCUGCUGUUCCUGCUGCUGGCGCUGGAGGCACCGGAGCGGCCCAGAGCCGCAGGCCGCGCGGCCGCGCUGCUGGAGCUGCUGGGCUCGGGCUCGCUGGGGCCGCGCACGGCGGCGCUGCUGCGGGGGGCGGCGGGGCGCCUGCGCCGCUGGCUGCGGCACCAACCGGACCGGGACCGGGAACCGGACCGGGACCCGGACCGGGACCCGAACGGGCCCGCCGACCUGCGCCUCAUGAAGUGCCGGGACCGGAACGCGCUCGAGGCCGUUCUGCAGCGCUGGGAGCGGGCGCUGCCGGGCCCGGGGCCGGUACCGGAGGCCGAACCGGGCCGGGAUUCGGUACCGGAGGCCGAGGCGGGGCCGGUACCGGGGCCCCCGGGCUGGGACCGGCGGCUGCGGCGGCGCCUCGGGGCCCGGUACGAGUCGCGGGCGGCGGUGGCGGACUGGGAGCUGCGGAUGGAGCUGCACCCGCGCGGGGUAACGGCACACCGGGGACACCGGGAGGGGACACCGGGGGGACAGCGGGGAUGUCCCG
Passer montanus (Eurasian tree sparrow) is the source of this 1639-nucleotide messenger RNA. It is a transcript of the gene DNAAF3, whose product is annotated as dynein axonemal assembly factor 3. NCBI's taxonomy places the organism in Eukaryota, Metazoa, Chordata, Aves, Passeriformes, Passeridae. The annotation marks the transcript as partial. The transcript is spliced from 6 exons. Gene Ontology annotation, biological process: motile cilium assembly; axonemal dynein complex assembly. The record is from RefSeq and is a predicted model, not a curated record.